AUGGGGGAAAAUGAGGAGCUGCUGGUUCCUGCUCUGCCAGAGAAAGCUUAUAUACAGAGGGGCUACGUGACUCCUCAGCAGGUUUACAACCUGUUGAACGCAGAAGCCGGUGAACCCGCCCUCCACGACCCACACUACAUCCUCAUCCUGGACUGUCGGUCCGCAGACAGGUAUAAACAAAGUCACCUGGUGACCGCCCGCGCGAGUGUGACUGUAAUUCACCCCGAGCUGGGUUGUUUAAUAAGCUGUGUCCAGCUACAGGAGUUCUCCAUCAUCCUGCUUUAUGCAGAGGAAGGACACGGACCAGUAGGUAGCCAUGAGGCACGUGCCGACAACCCCACCUUACAACACUGUUUCUACCAACUGAGUGCCCUUGGCAUGGACCCAGUGAUCUUGCUGGGUGGCUACUCUGCCUUCCACUCACUUUACCCCUUCCUGUGCACACCUCGCAUGGUCCUGCUCGAGUCUGAGCGCCGCCUUCUCACCAUCUAUCCCUCCGAGAUCCUGGAAGACGAGCUGUACCAGGGUUCGGCCCUGCAAGCACACGACUACCGCAUCAUCAAGAACCUGCACAUCACACACGUGGUCAACGCCACAGCCGAGGUCUCAGACGCGUUCCCCAACGUCCUGUGUUACCUGCGCUUACGGCUGAGCGAUGACGCCCAGCAGGACCUUCGUCAGGCGCUUCCGGAAGCUUCCCGCUUCAUAGCCGUGGCCCUGAGGGGCUCCCCGGGAUCACCCGGAGGGCGUGUGCUGGUGCACUGCAGCAUGGGACGAAGCCGCAGCUCGGUUUUAACCCUGGCCUUCCUGAUGGAACAGCGUAGCUGGUCUUUGCUUCAUGCUUUCCGCUGGCUCAAAGAGAGGCGCUCCUGCGCGGCGCCGAAUGCUGGGUUUCUUCGACAACUUUCAGAAUAUGAGGAGCAACUUUUUGGAAGGCGUCUGACCUCAUUGGAUGACAUCCGUCUCUAAGUGACUUCAACUGUACAUUUGAAGCAGAUUCCUCCUUAAUUAAAUAAUGAUUCUGCAGAGCACAUGUUGGAAAUCUUCUUGCAUUAAUGAUUUAUAUAAAUUUAUUGCCACAACUUAAUUGUAAAUAAUAUUUUCAACA
Molecule: messenger RNA, 1108 nt
Organism: Trichomycterus rosablanca
Lineage: Eukaryota; Metazoa; Chordata; Actinopteri; Siluriformes; Trichomycteridae
Gene: styxl1
Product: serine/threonine/tyrosine interacting-like 1
Exons: 4
Coding region: 1-969 (322 amino acids)
Biological process (GO): negative regulation of MAPK cascade; protein dephosphorylation
Cellular component (GO): cytoplasm
Molecular function (GO): protein tyrosine/threonine phosphatase activity; MAP kinase tyrosine/serine/threonine phosphatase activity; MAP kinase tyrosine phosphatase activity
Source: RefSeq, a predicted model, not a curated record